AUGGAUGGUGGGGUUCGUCUGGUGAAGCUGCCCUCAGCCUCCAGCGCCUCCUUCGUGCUCCGCUUCCUGGAGACGCUGUGUCGCACGCUGCAGAGUCACUUCCUCUUCAGCUCCCAGCCCUUCAGCCACAUAUACACCUACAGUAACUAUGGUAACUACACCGUAACUACACCUACAGCACCACCAAGUCAGGUAACUAUGGUAACACUUUAA
Messenger RNA from Coregonus sp. 'balchen', 213 nucleotides. The record is from the annotation of a GenBank genome assembly. NCBI's taxonomy places the organism in Eukaryota, Metazoa, Chordata, Actinopteri, Salmoniformes, Salmonidae.